Messenger RNA from Coffea eugenioides, 1212 nucleotides. Its product is annotated as dual specificity protein phosphatase 1. Gene Ontology annotation, molecular function: protein tyrosine/threonine phosphatase activity; MAP kinase tyrosine/serine/threonine phosphatase activity. The transcript is spliced from 6 exons. Gene Ontology annotation, cellular component: cytoplasm. The coding region runs from base 274 to 810 and encodes 178 amino acids. The record is from RefSeq and is a predicted model, not a curated record. Gene Ontology annotation, biological process: negative regulation of MAPK cascade; protein dephosphorylation. NCBI's taxonomy places the organism in Eukaryota, Viridiplantae, Streptophyta, Magnoliopsida, Gentianales, Rubiaceae.
GACUACAAAACCCACUCAAUCAAAAUUCUUUCUUAACCAUUUCUUCCUUACCACAAAGCGAUUGGUUCAAGAGGUUUCUCCACUUUCAUCUAUACAUUGCAAUUCAACUACCAAAGCAGAUUCCCCUCGCAUCAUACCUAACUCAGGAAACUGAUAUAUACUGAUUACACAUCGUAUUCAAUUUUGUUUUGGAGAAAUUCUCAGAACUUGGAAAGUUCAGUACUUUAUUGGAAGAAAAAGAUAAAGAAAUAUCAACCAAUUCGUGUUCUGAAAAUGGAUCGAUUCGAUGAAAUGUAUAAAGAACGCAUUGCAGCAUUAUGGCGAGCAAUGUAUACUACAAAAUGCGUCAGAGAGGACAAUAUUCCGAGCAAAAUUGAAGAGGGUCUCUACUUGGGUUCUCUUGGAGCUGCCAGUAAUAAGACUGCAUUGAAAAGCUUAAACAUAACCCAUAUUCUGACAGUCGCAAAUUCUCUGCCCCCUGCUCAUCCGAAUGACUUUGUCUACAAAAUAGUUAGUAUACCAGACAGGGAAGACAUAAAUAUCUCACAAUAUUUUGAUGACUGCUUUGAAUUCAUUGACGGAGCUAAGAGAAAGGGAGGUGGUGUUUUGGUACAUUGCUUUGUGGGAAGAUCCAGGAGCGUCACAGUGGUUGUUGCUUAUCUAAUGAAAAAGCAUGGUAUGAGCCUAUCUCAAGCAUUGGAACAUGUGAGAAAUAAAAGGCCAGUGGCAUCACCUAAUCCCGGUUUUAUGUCGCAACUGCAGAACUUUGGGAAAACUCUUAAAGGCUCUCAGUCUACAAGCGAAGUUUAAGUGCGGAAGCAAUCAAUUAGCAAUACCACUUGAAGACAGUCAAGACAGAAGUUUCAUGUGUAAAGAUCUACAUAGCUCAAAAUAAACAUCGAUGUCAUAUGAAAAUUGCCCUGAAAAGGUCAUGAACUUGCCACUUUAUUUGAUAAGAAUAAAGCAAGAGUUCUGAUUGAGCAUUCUUCUUCUUCUGAUCCUAUCAAUCAGAAGAUCAGAAGAAGAUGAUAGCCUCGACUAACAUAGACAUUGAGUCAUUGACCGAGGAUAAUAGCCUCGACUACUCAACUGAACCAGAUUGAUAUAAGGCUUGCUAGCCGAGUUUAGAUAUGUAUCAGUUCCUGUGUUCCUCGCAUUCUUACCUUGAUUCUACCUAAGUGCACCUGUUAUAACAUCCUAUUCUUAAGAUCA